CGAUCGCAUUCUGGUUGAACGACCACACUUUCGCUGUUCAACAACUCAUAGCCUGGAAAACGGCGCUCCAACCCUGCACCGAAAAUCUUUGAUCUCAUUCUCACGAUGGUGCUCUUCGACGAAGAUCCGGUCACUCUCAUUUCCGCGACAACAGAGCAGUUCAAAAUUGCGCCGGACAAAGAUAGCCUGACACGGAUAUCCGACUCAUUGCACUCUCUGGGCAGCACGCGACAAAUGCGCAUCGAUGCACAAUCACAAAUUCUGAGCACACUAUCGCGGAAACUCAACAAUCUCAAAGGACAGUAUGACUACGAGGAGGAACGCCAUGAUGCCGGACGACACGCAGCAGAGAUGCUCAAGAUGGACACGGAAAAGUUCAGGAUAGCCAAGGGAGCCAACGACGCGGAGAUCGAAAGUGAGCGAUUGAGUGGUGAGCUUGCAGCGCUGAAGCUACAACUUUCGACGCUGGAGAAGGAGGGUGUUGAAGGCGCAUCGCGGCGCGGAGAAGACGAGGUGGAUGAGGUCGUGUUGAAGCUACAGUUCUUCCGAUCCCUCGGGAUUGAUGCGACACAGGACCCAAAGACGGGCGAGUACACGCGCGCUAUCAUUCGCAACUCAAAUCGAGGAGACGUGAAUGUGGUGAAUGUUGACGGCAAGAUGUCGCCCAACUUCACGGCGAAUAUGUUCUGGGAUGCUCUCUAGAGCCCGCAUCAUAUGUUCCUUUCGCUUGCAAGCUUCCAACUGAUUCGACGAACUGAAGUGUGCCUUCUACCACUGCGCGCUGCUUCGCAAAGUAAUAGCGAAGCCAAACUUCCUGUUUGGCGCAAGUCUCGUAUUCGUAACCGGGCUGUGUAGGUGACGGCUACCUCGGCAUUCCGCAACGUACUGUUCUUUGUAACAGCACAAAGUGAUUCAAUAGAGCGCGGAAACAUAUUGCUACCGCUCCUGUGCGGCACUCGCUCCAUACAGCAUCACCUUGUGUCU
Molecule: messenger RNA, 984 nt
Organism: Dissoconium aciculare CBS 342.82
Lineage: Eukaryota; Fungi; Ascomycota; Dothideomycetes; Mycosphaerellales; Dissoconiaceae
Product: Spc24-domain-containing protein
Exons: 3
Coding region: 106-702 (198 amino acids)
Source: RefSeq, a predicted model, not a curated record